Rubroshorea leprosula is the source of this 1816-nucleotide messenger RNA. Lineage: Eukaryota; Viridiplantae; Streptophyta; Magnoliopsida; Malvales; Dipterocarpaceae. The record is from the annotation of a GenBank genome assembly.
AUAUUACAACGCCAGUAAGCCGGCGCCCGGCCGUUUUUGUGUGAAGCCUUACUCGACGGGUUCCGACCAGUCUAGCCUUAAUCCCACUCACUGUUUCAGUCACUCCUUUCCGUCUUUGCAUUUGUUCCCAGAGAACCAAAACACCUGAAAAACUGGUCUUCCUGUAGAGCUGUACGUUGCUUUUCUCUGUAAUUAACUCCUUCAAUUCAAUCACAUUUCCAAAGUUCCAACUCUCUAUUCUUAAACCUUCCUACUCCCUUCCUCUUCCCCUUCAACAACACAAUUCUCUUAAAAAAAAGAACGUAGAAAUUUAAGACCAGACAAGUUUCUCUGUUUUGUUCUGUUCCUUUCGUUUAAGAAUUGGGUUUUGAAUUGAGUUUCUGUUCAGUAAGGAAAAAAUGUGUUCUGUCUUAUCGAUGGUGAAAAUGGUCUCUUUUCUGCUUUUCGGUUUUUUGGCGUUGAAUUGUUUCAUUGGGUUUGGAUCAAACGUGCAACUGUUGCCGGAGCAGAAGCAUUAAUUUGAAGCCAUGUGCCAUUUGCUGUGUAUAGCUCUGACAGUCCAAACUCUUCAAACAGUAUUCAGCAAAUUGCAGCACAACAGAGGGACUGUUAGUCGAACAUCUUGCACUGAUGGUGGAUGGAAUUAUGUCACUCUUAAUAGUGAUACGAUUGAUAUCUUAAGCAACAUUACAUGUGAUUGUUCCCAUGGAAACAACACUAUAUAUCAUGUCACCAACAUGCACCUCAAGGGUCUCAAUUUAACUGGAAGUCUGCCAUCUGAAUUUGAAAAUCUUACUCAUCUGACAGAACUUGAUCUGACUCGCAACUAUCUUAAUGGAGGAUUUGGGCCUGUCUACAAGGGUGUACUGUCAGAUGGUGUGGUGAUUGCAGUCAAACAGCUAUCCUCUAAAUCAAAGCAAGGGAACCGAGAGUUUUUGAAUGAGAUUGUAAUGAUUUCUGCAUUACAACACCCAAAUCUUGUGAAUCUUUAUGGCUGUUGUACUGAAGGGAAUCAGCUGUUGCUAGUAUAUGAAUACAUGGAAAACAAUAGCCUUGCUCGGGCACUUUUCGGUUGUGAAGAACACCGUCUUAAAUUGGAUUGGCCAACAAGGAUGAAAAUAUGCUUGGGAAUAGCUAUAGGUUUAACUUAUCUUCAUGAAGAGUCGAGAUUGAAAAUUGUUCAUAGAGAUAUAAAGGCAACAAAUGUCCUGCUUGAUAGGGCUCUAAAUGCCAAGAUAUCUGACUUUGGAUUAGCCAAGCUCGAUGAAGAAGAGAAUACCCAUAUCAGCACAAGGAUAACGGAACAAUUGGGAAGAGCAACACAAGUUACCUGCCGAAGGAGAACUUUUGUUUAUCUUCUUGAUUGGGCCUAUGUCCUGCAAGAGCACGGAAAUCUUCUGGAGCUUGUGGAUCCAAACCUUCGUUCAGAUUACUCAACCAAAGAAGCAUUGAGGCUGCUAAAUCUAGCUCUCUUGUGCACCAACCCAUCUCCCACACUUAGGCCAUCCAUGUCUUCUGUAGUGAGCAUGAUUGAAGGCAAGACUGCUGUCCAGGCCCCAACAGUCAUGCGCAGCAACAUGAGCCCAGACUCACAGCUGAGAUUUAGGCUUCAGAUCGUCCAGUUUAAAUGACUAGACAACAUUUUUCAUCCAGUAUGAUGCACUUCUGUUUAAGACGAAGAUAUAAUGUAUAUCAAACCUAGAUAUUUCAAUGUAUCAUUUGGCCACCACUUUUGUCUGUCAAGUAGCACCAUAUACGUUAUCCCUGUAGUGGAGAGAAAGUAGCAAGUGGACAUUAAUAAACUUUUAAGGGGAAA